AUGAAAAUUAUCAUAUUCAUUCAACUGAUUUCACUUGCGAUCUGUAUGGAGGACUUUUUCACCAACAAAUAUCUUGAAGCUUAUCUACGCGUUGGCGAAUAUUUGAAAACUCAUCGUCCGCUAGCAUCAGCACGUAUGGAAACACUGGAAAAUAGUAACAAUAUCGGUAUUGGUUACGAUCCAUUACAUGGUAGUCCGGUGUGCUACACUGCAAGUUGUCAAGUCGAUGGUUUCCGCAGUCCGAUAUUCAAACUCAAUUAUGUUCAGAGUUCAGCAGGUGGUUGUACUUCUAAACUGAUUCCCGAAGGUGUCACCAUGCAAUGUUUGCCGGGAAGUGAACGAACCACCGAUACACAAGUGAUUGAUAAGCUCGAGCGUCUCAAACAAGUAACAGAAAACGGAUUCGAAAUCAGUGGUGGUGCUAAAUAUCAAUGGUAUUCGGCUAGCUAUAAAUACUCGAAAGAAACGCGAUUUAUUGUCGACCAAAUCUAUCAAGAAAAUUCUGAAGUUCUCUAUACAACACUGAAAAUAUCACAUGCGAAACUAUCGAUGUUUGAACCUCGCAUGAAUCUAUCUGAUGAUUUUCGAUAUGUUAUCGAAAAUUUGCCUUGCUGCGAUUACAAUGAAAUAGUGGAGAAGUAUAUUUAUGAUUACAUCUUUGGAUAUUUUGGCUAUUCGUAUGUUACUACACUUGUGUUAGGUGGAAUCGCGCAGCAAAGCAUAAUCAUCCAUUCGUCAAACGCAAGUGCUCUGGAAGAGAAAGGAAUUAAAAAGAGUCACGAAGCAGAUCUACAAUUUGCCGUUUCUUUCGGUUUGAAACCGAGUGGAAACCAAGACAAUGUCACACAUGCAAUGUUCAUGAAUUCUGUUUCAAAGAGCUACACGACAAUGGUAGGCGGCGAUCCAUCCAUUAGUAAAAUAGAAGAUUGGGCGAAGACUGUGCAGAGUAAUCCGGUGAUCAUUAAAUUUACAAUUAAAUACAUCUUCGAUAUUCUCACACAGGCAGAAAGUCGUUUUCCAACUGAUGCGAAUAUUGGUGUCAAAGCGAAGAUGAUCGAACAAGCAGUGAAUAAUUACAUCGAUACACCUAUAUACUGCUACGGAAACAAUUGUUCCAGUCAUGGCAGCUGUCAGGACACGGGUUACUUUCAAUUCGGUGAAUGCCAGUGUCAGAACGGAUGGUCAGGUCUUGACUGUUCAAAGAAAGUCGAAGAAAAACCAAAACCGUUAGUACUUAGUGGCACAUUGUGUGGUACCAAUACAAGUCUUGCCUGUGGUGAUGCAGGUCUGACUUCCGGUUGUCCUGCAGGCUGGCAAGGUAAUCAAUGGUACCAUUGCAGUAAGGUCACAACUGAUCAACAACCAAGUCUUGUCGGUACUGUUUGUGGUUAUCGAGCAGGAAAUUUAACAGUUUUAUGCAACGGUCGUAAUCCCUAUUCAGAUGCAUGCCCCGUCGGUUAUCAACGUCAUCAGCAGACACCGACAACAUUCUGUUAUAAAACUAACGCAAGUACCGAUGAUUUAUCUGGCACAAUAUGUGGGAUGCAAGUGAUGGAAUACACAGAUUGGAAGAUUUCCAGUUCUUAUUGGUCGAUUGUCUCGGAAAUUACCUGUGAUGGUUAUUAUCCAGGGAGAGGAUCAUGUCCACCGGAGUACAUUUUGCGAACAGGUUCCUAUGCUACCGUGGUUCCAUGUGGAUUCAUGGACUGGGGAAAUUGCGACAGAAUAUAUAAGUAUUCUUUUUGUGCUAAGAAAUAA
Molecule: messenger RNA, 1758 nt
Organism: Adineta ricciae
Lineage: Eukaryota; Metazoa; Rotifera; Eurotatoria; Adinetida; Adinetidae
Source: the annotation of a GenBank genome assembly